ACGACAUGAGACGUGUGCCGAAUUACGGCAGCAACAUGGCUGCCUCCAGGACAGAAGUCGAAGUUUUGUCGUCUGCGUCCGUCUUUAAGUUUGUUUUUAAUACAUAGAUAUGUAAUGAGUGCAGUUUAAAAUGAUCUCACAGUUUGUCAUCCUAUCUCAGCACGGGGACAUCUUACUGUUCAAGGACUACAGAGGUGAUGUAGGGAAGGAGUCCCCGGAGCUGUUCCUGCAGAAAAUAAGGGACUUAUCAGGUGGACUGGCACCUCCGACAUUUCAUCAUGAUGGCAUCCACUACAUCCACGUCAAACACAGCAGCCUGUGCUUCAUGGCCACCACCAGGAGUAACGUCUCACCGUUCAUGGUUAUUGAACUCAUCAAUAGAGUGGCAAGCCUGUGUAAGGAUUAUUGUGGAGUCCUGUCAGAGGAGGCCAUCAGACUUAACUUCCCACUGGUGUAUGAGAUACUAGAUGAAGUCAUUGACUUUGGCUACCCGCAAGGCACAUCCACAGACAUGCUGAAGGCAUACAUGGAGAACAGUCCUGUACUGGUGAGGGAGGGCACCACGCCAGGCUUGUUUGGUGCUGAGAGAAGAAUGGUUCCUUCCACUGCAGCCAACAAGUCUAUCAUGGGAACGGCCGUCAGUCAGGGGAGGAAGAAUGAGAUAUUUGUGGAUGUGUUGGAGAGACUGACCGUCCUGAUCAGUACCAGUGGAAGUGUGCUGCGUGCAGACAUUGAUGGCAUCAUACAGAUGAAAAGCUUCCUGGUUGGCAUUCCAGAAAUCAAGAUGGGACUAAGUGAAGAUCUGACGGUGGGGAAAGAAGACAAAAGGGGUUAUCACAGCCAUGCUCACGUCGAUGAGUGUAGCUUUCACGAGAGCGUGGACUUGUCUGAGUUUGGACAGAGCAGGGUGCUGACUAUCCACCCGCCGCAGGGAGAGUUUCCGUUGAUGAAGUACCAGGCAUCAGGAGAUCUGCCUUCCCUGCUGCCCUUCAGACUCUUCCCAACAGUCAACGACCAGGACAGCUCAAGGGACAUGGAGCUGGUGCUGAAACUUCGCUGUGAUGUCCCUUCUACGAGUCAUGCCGUCAAUGUGAUGGUCAGAGUUCCCGUUCCAAAAGCAACAACCAGCGUGUCACAACAGCUGAGUGGCCCAGGUCAAAGUGUAGAGUUCAAGGCACAGGAGCACCUGGUGGUCUGGAGCAUCAAGAAGUUCCCAGGUGCCACAGAGCUCACAGCCAGAUUUAAGCUGGCAGUUGCAAACAGAACUCCAUCCUCCAGGUUGGAGUUAGGUCCAGUCAGCCUCAACUUUGAGCUGCCCAUGUACAUCUGCUCCCGCCUGCAGAUUCGGUUCUUGAGAUUGUUUGACCAUGAACAGUCCUACGUUCCUUAUCGAUGGGUGCGCUACGUCACUCAUUCAGACUCGUAUGUAAUAAGAAUAUGAAAAGAUUCUGAGCUACUGUAAUUUACUUGUUCAAACUUUCACUGGCUGAGAAAAUUUAACUUGUUCUUCGGAACUAAAUGUUCAUGGUGAACAAAUUAUUUAUCAUCACCAAGAUAAACUACUUGUUAUCGGUAAUGCUAAGUUCAUGUUACGGUGAAAACUGACGUACAUUGAACAAAUCAGGAAUUACAGUAUCAUGGCUGAGAAAUGCUUCAGUCAAAAGUCAAAACUUCCCCCAGUUGUUGCAGUAGGCACUUCACAACGUCAAUGAUUUCGUAUUGUCAUAAGUAUGGUUUAAUGCUGACUUGGGUAAUUUUCUCAGGGACAUUUUGCCAUGAGUUUGAGGAUAUUUUUGAUGAUCAUAUUGCCUAGUCCACAGUCAUAUGUCCAACGGUACAAGAAUGAAGUCUACU
This is a messenger RNA of Branchiostoma floridae (Florida lancelet), 1854 nucleotides long. Its product is annotated as AP-4 complex subunit mu-1-like. The transcript has 15 exons. The record is from RefSeq and is a predicted model, not a curated record. The coding region runs from base 131 to 1441 and encodes 436 amino acids. Lineage: Eukaryota; Metazoa; Chordata; Leptocardii; Amphioxiformes; Branchiostomatidae. Gene Ontology annotation, cellular component: trans-Golgi network; cytoplasmic vesicle; clathrin adaptor complex. Gene Ontology annotation, biological process: protein targeting; Golgi to lysosome transport.